CGUUUCUUUUCCCUCUUAAAACUGCUUAUCUUCAACACCGCCCACAUCAAAUCAGCACCUACUGAUAUAAACUGCAGCAAUGCCCGAAGCCGAUGCCAAGGAAGCGCUCAAACCGCCCGUGAAGGUCGGGUUGACAUUACCCGCCGUUUAUCAGGGACGCGGUUCUUACACUGAAAGCCCAAAAGGGGCCCGGGAUGUCCAUUUUGCCAUGCCGGGAUCACGACUUAAGCAAGGUGAGAGUGAGGCUUUGUUUGUUCGUCCUCGUUUAAUCACUUGGGUCUGGACUGAUUAUUCUUGCAGUCGACGUUCUACAAGUAGACUCAACUGCUGUAUCUCAACCUUUCGUUGACCCGACUGUCUUUCAGAAAUGGAGUGACAGGUCUUGAUUUCUGCUCGCCAUCAAGAGUUUCUUCAAAGACUCAACCCCGAUCACAUAGCUACACCUUCGGGAUCGCGACGGUUUAUCAC
Colletotrichum godetiae is the source of this 468-nucleotide messenger RNA. RefSeq lists its product as uncharacterized. Lineage: Eukaryota; Fungi; Ascomycota; Sordariomycetes; Glomerellales; Glomerellaceae. The transcript has a single exon. The record is from RefSeq and is a predicted model, not a curated record. The coding region runs from base 80 to 349 and encodes 89 amino acids.